Messenger RNA from Psammomys obesus (fat sand rat), 3041 nucleotides. It is a transcript of the gene Ankrd16, whose product is annotated as ankyrin repeat domain 16. The transcript has 7 exons. The record is from RefSeq and is a predicted model, not a curated record. Lineage: Eukaryota; Metazoa; Chordata; Mammalia; Rodentia; Muridae. Bases 661 to 1794 code for a protein of 377 amino acids. Gene Ontology annotation, molecular function: protein binding. Gene Ontology annotation, cellular component: cytoplasm.
UUUCCCAGAGUUCCUUCGAGCUCCCUAGGUUCCCGCGGGGGCUGAGGCGGCGGCCGCCCGCGGGGAGGGGACUUGGGUCUGCUGCGGAUUGGGUGAGGAGCGGGCAGAGCAAGGGACACUGUCCCAUUUCCGAGAGGCCCCAGAAACCCUGCUGUUGGGAGCCUAGGCAUCCUGAAGUCCCGGCUGUGCAGCCUAGCAGAGACCCCCGCACAUCUCCAUAGGCUGUACAGUGGAGAGCAGACCCCAUACGGGGUGCGAGGGCCGGCUGCAAAGCACCGCUGUCCCACUUCAGGGCUUCGCGGAAGAGCGGCGCACUCCACUCUAUUACAGCUCCAGGGUGUCGGGCGUACACUCUUACCCUAAACUGCCCGGGCUCCCGGACCCCAAGGCCCUACCCUGACAACCCCGCAAGUCUGGGUCGCGGUAACUAGUGCUUGUCGCCUGAGAAGACACCAUUCUACAUUGGAGAUCGUGACUUCCAAACCAGGGCAAGUGGCUUCAAAAAGACGCUGGAGGACAGAAUCCGUCUUGGGGGCGGAGCGUCGGGGAGAACGGUCACAAGCAGGAAGCGGAAGCCCUGCCCACCUCUCAACUUCUCCCAACCUGUAGUAGCACAGGUCUAGGUCUUCCUCUUACUUUUGUCCAGCCUGGUCCCGGGUGAUGGCUCCGCUAGGGGAUCCGCGGCGCCUCUGCAAGCUGGUUCAGGAAGGCCGCCUGUGCGCCUUGCAGGAGGAGCUGAAAGUAGCCGGAGGUUGCCAGGGGCCGGAAAUUGCAAGAGGCUGCCUGGGGCCUGGCGGGGACACCCUUCUCCACUGUGCAGCCCGCCACGGGCACCGGGACAUCCUAGCCUACUUAGUGGAGACUUGGAGUAUGGACAUUGAGGCUGCCAACCGAGACUACAAGCGGCCUCUGCAUGAAGCUGCCUCUAUGGGCCACCGGGACUGCGUGCGCUACCUCCUGGGCCGAGGUGCAGCUGUGGACUCCUUGAAGAAAGCGGACUGUUCCAUCCUGUUUGGCCUUAGGACUCCUCUGAUGAUGGCUUGCACAAGGAAGAACCUUGAAGUGAUCCAGGACCUUGUGGAACACGGUGCCAAUCCACUGCUGAAGAACAAGGACGGCUGGAACAGUUUCCACAUUGCCAGUCGAGAAGGCGAACCUGUGAUCCUCCGGUACUUGCUCACAGUCUGUCCAGAUGUUUGGAAAACAGAGAGCAGAAUUAGAAGAACUCCUUUACACACUGCAGCAAUGCAUGGCUGCUUCGAAGCAGUGCAGGAGCUUCUUGAUAGGUGUCACUAUGAACCAGACUGUAGAGACAACUGUGGUGUCACGCCCUUCAUGGAUGCAAUUCAGUGUGGCCAUGUUAGCAUAGCCAAACUGCUCCUUGAAAAACACGAGGCUUGCUCUUCAGUUGCAGAUAGCCUGGGGGCCCAGGCUAUACACCGAGCAGCAGUCACUGGGCAGAAUAAAGCCAUACGAUUCCUGGUGUCCGAUCUCGGCAUUGAUGUGGAUGUGAGAGCAAAGUCAACCCGGCUCACAGCACUUCAUUAUGCAGCUAAGGAAGGACAGACGAGCACAGUUCAAACUCUGUUAUCCUUGGGUGCUGACAUCAACGCUAAAGAUGAAAGAAAUCGCUCAGCCCUGCAUCUCGCCUGUGCAGGUCAGCACGUGGCUUGCACCAGGUUCCUCCUGAAGUUAGGACUGAAGGAUUCUGCAGACCUAACAGGCACCCUGGCCCAGCAACUCACACAGAGUGUAGAUAUCCUCCAGUACUUUGACCACGACGUGGAAUCAUAAGGACGUUGGAAGAGGAGGCAGUGAAGUUCAUGGUGAUUCACAUAGAGCUUUUUCAGUUACCGACAGAUCAGUGAGUUAUUUCCAAGCCCGUGUUUUCAUCUCCUGCCUUUCCUUCUGCAUGUUCUUCUGCUGAAUGACCAGGAGUCUGGCUUCCUGGCAUGUUGUAUGAUCUUGAGCAUAUCCAUCUUUUUCUUUUUUAAACUGUAAUGAGCAUUGAACUCAGAAGCUGGCACAUGCUAAGCAAUUGCUGUGCCACUAAAGUCAUUGCCAGCAAAUAGAAUGAGAUUAAACACCGAGUAUGGCGAAUCCUUAGGGAAGUGAAUGUAAUAUAUAUAUAUAUAUAUAUAUAUAUAUAUAUACAUACAUAUAUAUAUAUAAUAUGUAAUAUAUGAAAGUGUAAUAAAACUAGAAAUAUAAAUUGUUAGCCCUUCAUGGUGGUGCAUACCUUUAAUUCCAGUACUUAGGAGGCAGAGGCAGGCGAAUCUUUGUGAGUUUGAGGCCAGCCUAGUCUACAAAGUGAGUUCCAGGAUAUCUAGGACUAUACAGAGAAACCCUGACUUGAAAAUAUAUAUAUAUGUGUAUGUAUGUGAUAUAUAUAUAUUGGUUUUACAUAUAUAUGCAAUUUGCUGUUUACUCAAUUAUAAAACAUGGUUGACCUAUUUAAUUUUUUUCCUUUAUUAGCUUUUAUGUGGCCAUUUUGUUUCAGUGCCAUUUUAAACAACAUUUACAAGGAAUUUUUUGUCACCUUUUUAUAUUCUCAGCACUGCUAGUUGAACUAAGUUUUUCAUUUGUUUGUUUUGUUUUCAGUGUGAAUGGAUAGUUUGCCUGCAUAUAUGUCUGUGAGUCACAUGCCUGGUACCUUCAGAGGCCAGAGAAGACAUCUGAUUUCCCAGGACUAGACUUACAGACAGUUGUGAGCCUCCAUAUGGAUGCUGGGGAUCAAACCUCAGAUCCCCUAGAGAGCAACCAGUACUCAUAACCACUGAGCUGAGCCAUCUCUCCAGCCCCAGGAAUAAGACUUAAAGUUUUAAGAACUUUUUGUUUGUUUUAAUAGACAAGUUUAAUCAUGAGCAAGACCUAAUCCUCAUUAGUUUAGUAUGAUCCAGCGAGUACUGUUGCACACCCACCUGCAGUAUUGUGGUUGCCUUGGCAAACAGCAAAGACUUCCAACUCCUCCUAAUAUCCUCCUGAGGAGUUCAUAAGUCUCUGUUUCUAACCACCAAAUAAAUGUUCCUGUAAAAAACACA